CAUUUCGUGGCGGCUCCGCCCGGCGGGGCGGGACGGGCCGGGGCAGCCAUGGCGGAGCGGGGCCGAGGGCAGAGUCCGAGCGCCAUGGAGGACCUGCUGGAUGUGGAGAACAAGCGGAUGGCCGACAGCCUGGCCAGCAAGGUCACCAGGCUGAAGUCGCUGGCUCUGGAUAUUGACAAGGAUGCUGAGGAACAGAACCGCUACCUGGAUGGCAUGGACACGGAUUUCCUGAGCGUGACGGGGCUGCUGACGGGCAGCGUGAAGCGCUUCUCCGGCAUGGCGCGCUCCGGCCGCGACAACCGCCGGCUGCUCCUCGCCGUGUCCGUGGCGCUCGUCCUCAUCUUCUUCAUCCUCUACUACCUGGUGUCCCGGGCGGGGACCUGAGCCCGGCCUGGGAGGUGUCACAGGCCAGACCCCACCGUGCACAGACCUGCCUGUUUUCCAGAGGAGCCUCCAGCCACACCUCCACCUUCCCGGUGACUUUUCCUCCUUCCAGCUCCUCGUCGUCGCCCUGUCUGCGCCCAGACAGCUCUUCCGAAAGAAGGCUGGCUCCGAAGGGAUCUUCAUGGGAUUUUGGGGUCAUGGCUGUGACCUCCUGCCUUGUCCACAUCCCUGUUUCUAAGGGCCGCUUCCACAUCGCCUCCCUCAGUGAAAACCAGGAACUGACAAAUCCGGGGACUUGUGGAUACAGCGAGCUGUAGGAUUGACUUGCAUUCCGUGUGGCCACUCUCCGUGUCCCUGGGCUGAAAGGAAACCUGUGCUCUGCUGCUUUCGGGUGGAAUUAGCAAUGGAUCUGGGCCUGGAUGCUCUCAGGUUGUGGCAGGGAAGAGAUGCAGGGGAGCAGGACUUGCAUUAAAUCCUGGCUUGGUUUUCUUUAUCGUCCUUGUGGGCAAACCAGGCUGAACCCUGUGGGAAGGGAGGGCCACAGUCCACAACCACAUGGAUUUGCACUUGGGUGGAACCUUCUAGAGCCUUCCCACACACGUGCAAAUUUAGUUACUAAAUCAGGGUAAAGAAAUGCGGUGGCAGAAGGUCCAGUUAAUUGUGGUUACUGUGGCACCCUGCUUUCAGAGCACUUUGGGGAGAUGUAGUGCCAAUAAAGCAGAGGUGGAAUUCCCCUCUCGGUGCCCUCAGGAGUGGGGGGAAUCAAGGAGGGAUUUUCUGGUUUGUUUAUGCAUUUAUGAGGCACAAAAGGAGCCCCUGCCUUGCCUUGAGGGGGGUGUGUUUGCUUAUUUGCUUCUCUCUUCCUGUAACAGCCAGGGCUCAGCCGUUCCUCCUCCUCUGAGUCAGACUCUGCAGCAAACCCUCUUCAUGGAUGGAUGGCUGGGUGUUCCUUUGCUUUCCCCCUGUUCCCACUGGGAAUUCCUUUGCCCUUGGGCUGACUCGGGUCCGCAGCUAUGAAGGGAAUGUUGUCCCACAUACCAAACUGCUCACAAAACACACCCUGGCUGGAUUGGGUGUGCUCUUUUCCAUGUUUGGGAAGAAACAUGCAGGAAAGGCAAGGAGAAAGGAGGCAGCAGGACGUUCCUCUGGCUCUUUCUGAUUUCCUGGUGCAACGUGGCAGUUCUGGGCUCUUUCCUUUGGGAAGAAUCGAUGGCCUGUGAUUCCUGGAGCAGGUGACUCCCGACGAAAGGCCCCUGCAGCAGCCUGGCCCUCACCCUGGCAGGGUUUCUUUUGCCUUUUCUGCUGUAAAUAAAGCUGAUUUUAGACCUUUUA
Messenger RNA from Pyrgilauda ruficollis (rufous-necked snowfinch), 1716 nucleotides. It is a transcript of the gene BET1L, whose product is annotated as Bet1 golgi vesicular membrane trafficking protein like. The coding region runs from base 49 to 384 and encodes 111 amino acids. The record is from RefSeq and is a predicted model, not a curated record. Gene Ontology annotation, cellular component: SNARE complex; Golgi trans cisterna. Gene Ontology annotation, molecular function: SNAP receptor activity. Gene Ontology annotation, biological process: regulation of retrograde vesicle-mediated transport, Golgi to ER; retrograde transport, endosome to Golgi. The transcript is spliced from 4 exons. NCBI's taxonomy places the organism in Eukaryota, Metazoa, Chordata, Aves, Passeriformes, Passeridae.